Molecule: messenger RNA, 2736 nt
Organism: Trichophyton benhamiae CBS 112371
Lineage: Eukaryota; Fungi; Ascomycota; Eurotiomycetes; Onygenales; Arthrodermataceae
Exons: 6
Coding region: 1-2736 (911 amino acids)
Biological process (GO): tRNA processing
Molecular function (GO): RNA binding; tRNA dihydrouridine synthase activity; flavin adenine dinucleotide binding
Source: RefSeq, a predicted model, not a curated record
AUGUCCUCCGAUGUGCAAAAGUCGGCGCCUUCUGGUGCGCCAGAGCCAGCGGCCUCAAAGGGACGACCGCUUGAAAGCGCCAGUGAUGGAACACGCGACAAUACCGAAGGACCGCCAUCUAAGAGAGUGAAAUUAGACGAUGAAUCGCCAGCUACUACUUCUCCCAAGCCUAAAGAUGGCCCAGAGCGUAGAAAGGGACUGGCGCCAAUAAAAGCAGAAUACAUUAUAACAUUCCCUAAAGACGGAUCCGAUGCACCGGCUAAUAAUAAUUCGGGACGAGAUGACGACGCUGCUGAGGCAGCUGGAUACAAUGACCGAGACGGCGAGGGUAAACAGGGCAAGAAACGCCGCGAAAAGCAAAAGGGCAAAAAUACAAACCGUCGCUUUCAGAGAUCGCAGGAUGAAAAGGGUCUAUGCGGAACCAUUACGCAUAACCCGGAGUUCUCGCCAAAACCGUGCCAGUAUGGUGAUAAUUGCAAGUUCGAGCACAACCUACGCAAGUAUUUGAAGGAGCACAAAAAGGCGGAUCUAACAACUUUUGGCGGCAUUUGUCCCGUCUGGGAUGCCUUCGGUGUCUGCUCUGCAGGAUGGAGGUGUCGGUUUGUUGGGUCGCAUAUGGCUGAGCGAGAACACGAGGACGGAAGGAAAGAGCUGAUUUUAGUUGAAGAUGAAGAGAAGAAAAAGAAGGCCAUAUCAUCUUCAGCGACAACCUCCUCGAUUAAUGCCACAGAAUUGGGGGUUGUGAAUCUGGUAUCAACGGAGAAUAAACAGUUGAUGACAAGGAAGAAGUACCUGACACCCAAGGCGGAUGCGUUCAAUGACUGGAUAACGGUGACGUCCAAGGAGCUGGAAGAGCGGUUCCAUGGGCGAAAUUUCGAAGAGGAGGAAGCUGACGGGAAAGAAACGAACGGCAAGGCAGAGGUAGACGGCAAUGGGGAGACCAAGGCAAAGGAGAGCUCCGAAGAGAAUAGAGCUCGAUAUACAGAACCGCCUUUCCUACCAUCAGAAAAGAGAAGACUUUAUUUUGGACCCGAAACGCCUGUCCUUGCACCAUUGACGACCCAGGGGAACCUGCCGUUUAGGAGGCUGUGUGUUGAGCUAGGCGCCCAGUUUACAUACUCUGAAAUGGCCAUGAGCUUGCCGUUGAUGCAAGGCACCAAGGGAGAAUGGGCGUUGAUGAAGGCCCAUGAAUCUGAGAUUUUACCCCCAACAAUAUCACCCAAGCAACCCGUCGUUAAGGAAUACGAUCACUCUCGCGAUCUCAAAUUUGGAGCCCAGAUUGCAGGAAACAGGCCAUGGCAAGCAUUGAAAGCUACAGAGAUCCUCACCGCUCUCUGUCCCCAUCUCCGUGUCGUUGAUCUCAACUGUGGUUGUCCAAUAGAUCUCGUUUACCGUGACGGAGCCGGCUCUGCACUUCUGGAACAUCCAUCCAAGCUGGAGAAGAUCCUCCGUGGUAUGAAUGCUGUUUCAGGGGAAGUCCCCAUCUCUGCCAAAAUCCGCAUGGGCACAAAGGACAACUACCCCACUGCGCUCAAGCUAGCGGAGCGUCUGGUUAUCGGUGGUUACGAGUCUAACGAACUUGGACAAGGGCCAGCGGGUAUCGGCGCACUCACUCUGCAUGGAAGAAGCCGUCAGCAGCGGUAUACGCGUGAAGCCGACUGGGAGUAUAUAUCCGAAUGCUCAGCGUUGGUCAAACGACUUAAUGCAAAGAGAGAUGAGGUCUCAGAUACCAUCCGGGAGCCAGAUGAAAGACAUCUCCCACCUGGAGGGAAAGUAUACUUUAUUGGAAACGGAGACUGCUACUCACAUGCAGAUUACAAUACUGCUAUUGACAAGUCUGGCGUUGACAGUGUAAUGGUAGCACGAGGUGCGCUAAUCAAACCUUGGAUCUUCGAAGAAAUUCAAGCCGGUCAAUACUUGGACAAAUCGUCCUCUGAGCGACUAGCGUAUAUUGAGCGCUUCGUGAAGCACGGCCUUGAGGCAUGGGGAUCUGACGAGCACGGAAUCGGAACCACGAGACGAUUCUUGCUGGAAUGGCUGAGCUUUACUUGCAGAUAUGUUCCGGUCGGUAUCCUGGAAUACCUCCCGCCCAAGAUCAAUGACCGGCCCCCUGCAUGGAGAGGCCGUGAUGACCUGGAGACACUGCUCUCAAGCGACAACUAUCUUGACUGGAUCAAAAUUUCUGAAAUGUUCCUUGGUCCAGCAGACAAGGACUUCAAAUUUACUCCCAAGCACAAGUCAAACAGCUACGAUGUUGCGGAAGGCAGCCGAGAUAUGUCACUGCUGCUGGAUCCCGCUGGACAGGUACAGGUGAAUGUUGACGAUGAAGCCGGCUUGAAUGCCGUCUAUAUAAACCCCCUGAAUUCCCCCAACUUCCCAAAUCCUUUUCUCUUCCUUUUUUAUUUCCAACCACACGAAACUUCCUCCCUUCCUCCCUCUCCCUACUGGGGUUGCAGCAUCACUCUGCAUGUCCAUGAAAUUGACCACUUGCCGUGCUUGUUGCUGCUUCGACCAGCAGUAGAACAAUGCCCUGCAACUCCUUGUUUCCCAGGGGAUUCUGCCUUCUUCAGGCACAUAGAUAUCAAUAUACCCGAAUGCAUUCGCUCUGGUCACGGAGGCAGCAUGAUUCAAGGGUCUCUUUCUCUGGACGAUGCACAUCCCGAAGACUGCACAGAGGUCUUGUCUGGCAUGCACAAAGACCAGGCUCCGGUCCCCUAUUCAGCAGGAAGAGUUUGA